CUCCCCUCUCACGAUCACGAAGUUCGCUUCCCUUUUGUAAUGACAGGAGGAGUUCGGCGGUGUCCUUUUCACUGAAACGCUAGUGACCUUCAGUAGACUCGCCAUGGCCCAGAAAGAGCAGGAUGAACUCCUGAAAGCCCGGGAUCGUACUCUGAGCGCGUUUCGCGAAGAUCUGGAACAGGAAUGGAAAGCCCCUUUCUACUUCAUUCAAGGAGCUGAUCCUCAGUUUGGAUUGAUGAAAGCUUAUGCCAUUGGCGACUGUGGUAGUGGAGGCGAUGAAUGGGAAGAAGAGCUCAGACUAACACAGCAAGCAGUGCAAGCCAUUAACCAGCUGAACCCCAAACCGAAAUUCUUUGUACUGUGUGGAGAUCUCAUUCAUGGCAUGCCAGGGACGCCCUGGCGGGAGGCGCAAGUACGUGACUUGAAAAACGUCCUGACGGGGCUCAGCCGUGACAUCCCCGUGGUCUUUGUCAGUGGCAACCACGACCUCGGGAACACGCCGACUCCAGAAACGAUUGAGGAUUAUUGCCAGCAGUGGGGAGAUGAUUACUUCAGCUUCUGGGUCGCAGGAGUCUUCUUCCUUGUGCUGAAUUCUCAGCUUUACUUUGACGCUUCCAAGUGCCCAGAACUGAAGCAGGCUCAGGAUGCUUGGCUCGGCCAGCAGCUUGCAAUUGCCGGAGAGAGAAAGUGCCGACACGCCAUUGUGUUUCAGCACAUCCCCCUCUUCCUGAAAGCAUCCGAUGAAGACCACGACUACUUCAACCUGGAGAAGUCGAUUCGACUAGAGCUGUUGGAGAAGUUCCAAAAAGCAGGUGUCAAGGCAGUGUUUUCUGGACACUACCACAGAAAUGCAGGCGGAUCCUACAAAGGUCUCGAAAUGGUUGUUUCGUCUGCUAUAGGAUGUCAGCUAGGAGAAGACACCCACGGGCUGAGAGCGGUGGUUGUCACCGCCGAGAAGAUUGUUCACAGAUAUUACAGUUUGGACGAACUGAGUGAUCACGGGGUUGGAAAAGACCUUACGGCUUUGAUCAACCAAAACUAGCCAAUUCUUGCCUGCUUCCAAACAUUUGGCCCCCUCCAGCGCAGGGUAGAGUAGACCAGUCCACUUGCCUCUGUGAUUUUUGAAAUACAAAAGGUUUCUCAUUGUAAUAAGACAGUGUCUGAAAACUGCAAAGUCGAAAGCUGAUCCAGACAGGCAGAGGGCUUAGAUUCCCUUCUAAGGAUGUGUAUAAAUUUAACGUGUGCUAUAAAAGUACUAAUGGCGCUAUUGAUUUUGUAAUUAAGGAGAUAUGCUAAGAAUGCACUGUUCUUGGAAUAAGCCGUUUUACAGAGAUGCUUAAAUGUGUUUGCAAACAAACGCAGGAUGCUCUGUCUACAUGACGAACCAACAAACAGCCAGAGGUUGCAGGGAACCAAAAUACUGUGUAACAGAACAAGGGAAAUGGCGAGCCCUCAAUUCAAAGAAACCCCAGGCACGGGUAUGCCAUUAUAUAAUAGAUGUAACAAGCGUCAAAAUAUUAGGUACGUGUCUCCAAUGAAGAAGGACGCCUCUGACACAUACAGUUUGCGCCCCUGUGCCACGAACCCAUCGUGCACCCCCCUUCACCCCCCACCUCACAAAGAUUACUGUGAUUUGCAAUGUGGAUUUAAUAUACCCCCACCACAAAGGAACACAAGAGUUUAUGCAGCCUUCCCCAACCUUGUGGACUCAGCCGGUAUGGCCAACAGCCGCAGAACAAAUAAGAAAACAUCAAGCAUUUUAUUCCAUCACAGCCAAAAAGAAAUGACAGUGGUUCAUUGGUUGGUUGGUUGGUUGGUUUAACUUUCACCCACCCCUUGAUCCUUCUCACCGCGGCGUCCAAGGAGACUCAGCAGGGAAGCGGCACUAAUGCUGCUGUUUGCUCUCCCGCUGCACAGCCCCUCCAAGGAAGUUGCAAGAGCAACAUGCAAAUCCCACAGAUUCAGAGAGCAGCUCCAAGUCUCUCUCUCUCUCUCUCUCUCUGCCCAGUGCGAGUCCACUGGAGGCAUGUAUAAUAAAUGGUAGGAGCAAUGCCCCUUAGCAGCCUUUGCUGUGUUGCUGAAUUCAAAGGGAGAAGCCAGCCUGCCCAAAUUCAAAAGCAAAAUCCCGUUGCUUAAUGGAUACUUGCAGAGGGGGGGAAAGGGUUGGGGGCAAUUGCUGCUUCUGGAGAAAGUCAUAAAUGGUGGAGGAGGAACGCAACAUUAUUACAAAUUGUCAGAAGCCUCCAGUUCAUGUGAGCAAUCAACCUCCAUGAGCAAUGGAAUGUUGGUGGACAGCAGGGUUGGCUCCAUAUGUAAGGGGGGCUCAUGACACUGUGCCUUUGGUGGCGCCCUUUGACAUCGGAGGGCUCCCCCAGUGGUCUUAGCAGCGGCAGCAGAACUACCAUGCCAAUGUAAUUAACCACACUCCCCCACUGAACCACACAACAGUGGUUUGUGAGGUAUAUAAAAUGGUGGCUUCCCAGCCAGCCAACCACCACUACCUGUCUGGAAGGCCAUGUCCUGGAGAGUGAGCAAGUGGGAGUGCUCAGGUGAGCAUCAGCUAGAUGCCAGGUGCUGGUGAAGAAUCCUUACAAAAGAGGGCAUUUCAAGGAUCCAAGGGGUCCCAUCUUGCAGAUGAAGAUCCACGAUCUCCCAUUAAGUGCUCUCCUCAUGGCAUUUGCAUUGCUCACUUGAGUAGACCGCUUGCAUGAACUGCUCAAUAGUAGACACAAGUUGAUGCUGAUUCAUACCCCAUGAAUCAGUCCUCUGAAAGGAAGUCCUCUAGAGCCUGCAGUUUCCCCUCCACUACAAACAAACAUAAAUCAGCAGUAAGCUAAUCUAACUGUUAGCAGCUCCAGCCAAGAAAUUCUGGGAAAUGUCAUUUUGUGAGAGUACUUAGAAUUCCAUUAGAGAGCACUAAGUCAUUCACAGAAGUGCAAUUCAUGGCGCUCUGCCCUUUAAACGCUGAAUAGUUCCUUUUUGCUGGUUUUGCUUCUCUCUUACACAUUUUGCUUUUUUCAAAAAAAUUAAUUAUAAACUGGCCCUCUAUACUUGCUGGGAAAAGAAAGUAAUGUAAAAGUAAAGUAAUGGCUUGACACUUAACUGAGGUCUUUUGAGUUCAGUGUGGUCUCCUAAAUGGUCUGAUAAGCCUACAAACCAGUAGUGUAUUUUUAUGUGCUGGUAUGGUUUAAUAGGUUCUAGUGUUACUAUAAGGAGUCAGUUCCCAUGCUGAAGUAUGUGUACAGACAUAAUAAAGAAAUAUGAUGUGUUGUGCAGACACCAUCCACAUAACCUUUUGGCUUUCAAGGCAUGUGCACAUGUAGCAACAAAGAUUGCUGGACUUGCAAAUACAACAGAGGUGACAAAUUGUACUGCUAAUUGUCAUAAUCACUUUACCAUAUAAAAACAAAUCACCUUCCUGUGUUUAAUAACAGUCUGCAUUUGGGGCAUGGUUAUAAGUGUGGUUAUUAACCUGAAUGACAUACUACCAACUGAAAUGACAACAUAACUAUACGUAUCUACUAUAGUAUAUUUGC
Molecule: messenger RNA, 3536 nt
Organism: Rhineura floridana
Lineage: Eukaryota; Metazoa; Chordata; Lepidosauria; Squamata; Rhineuridae
Gene: CPPED1
Product: calcineurin like phosphoesterase domain containing 1
Exons: 4
Coding region: 104-1042 (312 amino acids)
Molecular function (GO): hydrolase activity
Source: RefSeq, a predicted model, not a curated record